UGUCCUAAAGUAUGCAGCCACUCUAGUUUUGUGAUCUUUAGUUUUCAGACACUAUGGGUAAGUUCAAGUUCUCCCCCCUGGACAUCUCCCUCAUGUUUUUGGGCCUGGUGUUCUUAGUGGUGGACAUAGUGCUGGAUGUAUUGGCCGUGGUGAAUUUCUACCAGGAAAAGUCUUAUGUGAGCCUCUCCGUCCUGAUCCUGCUGCUGGUGGGCUCCUCCCUGCUGGUCCAGGCGUUCAGCUGGCUGUGGUACAGGUACGAGGAAUCUGAGAGGGAUCAGGAGGAGAAGUCCAUGAACCAGACAAAGGUGGAGAAGUGCCUGAGCCGCAGCCACAUGAAACUACUCCAUGUACUCCAGCUGGGAAUCUACUUCAGGCAUGCAGGUGUGGUGGAGAUGUCUUUAUGCAGUGCAUACUCACAGGUCAAGGAUUCAGAGGGCUUCGCAGUGUACAUGAUCCAUGACCUGAGCAUGCUUCGGCUCAUAGAGACGUUUUCAGAGAGCGCGCCUCAACUCGUCCUCAUGAUCACCAUCAUGUUGCAAGGGCAACUCGACCCUAUCACAGUGUUGAAGGCGGUCGGUUCAAUGUCAGCCAUUGCCCUCAGUGUGACCAUGUACCAUCGCUCCAUGCGCUCCUUCCUGCCCGACAAGGAGAAGCAGCAGUUGAUCUCAUCGGUGGUGUACUUCCUGUGGAACCUGCUCCUCAUCUCCUCUCGCCUCACUGCCCUCGCCCUCUUCGCUUCCGUGCUGCCCUGCUUCAUCUUCACCCACUUCCUGUGUUCCUGGCUAGUUCUGUUCUUCUUCCUCUGGCGGUCCAAGACCGACUUCAUGAGUAGCCCCUGCGGAGAGUGGCUUUACCGAGCCACCGUGGCCCUUAUUUGGUAUUUCGACUGGUUUAACGCGUUGAAAGGGAGGACGAGGUACAAGACUAUGGUCUACCACGGGUACAUACUGGUGGACAUUUCCGUCCUCUGCAGUUUGUGGUGCUGGAAGAUGAUCACGGAUACACCAUUGUUUGAAGUUCAACUGCAUGCUGUAAUCGCUGCGGUCACUGUUGUUGCAGUCUAUAUCCUUGGUCUCGUUUUUAAAAUGAUUUAUUAUCGGUGCUACCAUCCAAACCUGUCUAAAGAGGAGUUGAAAGGGGAUGACACUAAAGGGCCCCCGGUUGAUGAACAACGAUUAAUGAUAUGUGAAAUACCUUCUGAAGAUGUGGUAGAUCUGUCCAUAGAUGAUUUAGAGGAGGACAACGUUAGGUUUAGAGAUCUAAACGAUGAAGAUCGCAGCAUUCCCGCCCAACCAGCACCCGAAAUCAAACGUUGCAAUAAAAGAAUGAGGAAGUUGGCUGAGAACUUCUAUUCCUGACCUGCAUCACCUGACCCCCACCGCACUGAGUCAUGCAGACUUGACCAUCAUGGGGUUGUGAGGGAUAGAAGGACCUGCUUCCUGAUUAUCCUCAGAUUCAACCUCAUGGGUUUAACCUAGACUGCUGCUUGUAAGCACGUAGCCUCAUUCUGCUGUGUACCAAAGCACAUGAAGCUGUUAAAAACGGAUGUUCACGAUAGAUGGUGGAAGUGUGUAGCAUGCGCUAUGAUGGAAAGCGUUAUAUUUUAAAGCUAAGCUAAGUGAUCCAAAUCACAUGGGCAUUUACACAAAUUAUUUUAUUUAUUUAUUACAUUUUGAGAGGGCUGUGCUCUGGGUGCAUUUCUAGUUAUUAAUAGUUCCAUGUGUUUCCUCUUAGUGCAAAAAAGCAUUCCCCUAUUUAAGUGACUGUAUGGAAGGUAUGGGGUGGCUCAACUUUAAAGACAUCCUAUUGUGUUCAUUUGCAGGUUCAUAUGACUAUUUUGUGCCUCUACUGUGACAUGUACCAUGCUUAAAUGUUGAAAAAGCUCUGCAGCACCUCUUUUCACCUUCUGUCUGAAACCAGAGCCCUGUCUGCUCUGAUUGGUUAGCUUGCCGGCUCUGUUGUGAUUGGUCAACUGCUUAGAGAUGUCCCGCCUCUUCGCCUAUCACAUACAAUG
This is a messenger RNA of Gymnodraco acuticeps, 2014 nucleotides long. Its product is annotated as XK-related protein 8. The record is from RefSeq and is a predicted model, not a curated record. The transcript has 3 exons. Gene Ontology annotation, cellular component: plasma membrane. The coding region runs from base 54 to 1358 and encodes 434 amino acids. Lineage: Eukaryota; Metazoa; Chordata; Actinopteri; Perciformes; Bathydraconidae. Gene Ontology annotation, biological process: phosphatidylserine exposure on apoptotic cell surface; engulfment of apoptotic cell; apoptotic process involved in development.